CAGCCAAUGGCCUCAGCCUCCAGCAGCAGCGCCCGGUCGCUGUUCGCUGAGUCGCGCACCCGGCUGGUGGAGCGGGUGGCGGUCAACGUGGACGCGUGCGGCUCGGUGUGCCGCCAAGCAGUGCGCGGCUCCCGCUCCCAGGAGCUGCUGGUCGGCGCGGCGCGCUCUCUCGCCGCCCAGGAGUCGGCGAUCGACCGUACUUGCGGCAACGUGCAGAAGCUGCGGAUCCUGGCGACCCACCUGGGCUACCAGUGGGAGUCGAUCGCCCGCUCCGCCCACCACGUGCCGUCUCUCAGGGACCAGGCGCGCUCCAUGGAGCCCUGAGGCUCGCAGGCGUGCUUGUCGGUUGCGGGUGUUCUCUGUUCGGUCAUGAUCCGUAGCUGGGCAGUCUGCCGUCCAAAGGUAAAACCCCAUAUGUCCAUUGCUGGCCAAUUUGCGUUUUUUAUGCCAUCUGAUUCGUCUUCUCAUGCUGAAUUCGGAUAUUCAAACCAAGAGUCGAAAUUUUCAGUUUCUUGCCUAAAAGAAAGGGCUAAAAGCUUGUGAAAACUUCACCUGAUAGUUUAAAUAACCGAAUUCAGCAUGAGUGGACGAAUCAGACGACAUAAAACACUCAAAAUGACCAAAAAUUAGUAUAUGGGAUUUUGCCUUUGGACGACAGCAGUGGUGUCACAUGCCCGGGUGGUCACCACGGAUUCUAUCAGGUAGUUUGAAUGUGCGAGUCGCGCUCGCAGGCGGCUCGUGUUCAUUCAGCGCAACAUAUACUUGGCAUGCAUCAUGUUUGUUGAGACCCGUGCCUGACGCGACGGCCUGGUACCAGGUCAUGACGUCAGGUACCUGGUCAUGACCACUCAGUGUACCUGCAGACCCUCGUCAGGCCUGCAGCUGGAUCUGGCCACAGUGCUAGCCGCUGUCGGUGUUCUCAUCUCGAAGGUGGCCACACUUCGUGGCUCGCGUCUGUGGUGUGCGCCUGCUGUCCGCUGGCGGUGUUGCGAGCCGGACUGUGCGCGUGAACCGGUCAUGUCACCUCCUCCGUCUCCGUACCCGUCGGCGUCUGACUGGGCUGCUCAUCCGGGUAGACAGGAAUUAGGCUGAAUUGGUUGAUAUUGGGUUAAUAAACGCGGCCGUUGCUAGUUAAGAGCGUUA
This is a messenger RNA of Pollicipes pollicipes, 1143 nucleotides long. RefSeq names its product BLOC-1-related complex subunit 7. Gene Ontology annotation, cellular component: BORC complex. The record is from RefSeq and is a predicted model, not a curated record. Lineage: Eukaryota; Metazoa; Arthropoda; Thecostraca; Pollicipedomorpha; Pollicipedidae.